CUUCGCCGCACUAAUGCCGAAUUCUCUCUAGCAGUAUCACGAGUGGAGGGAGAGGGAGUGCGAGCGCGUAGGCUAUCAAGUGGACAGGAUAUCGGAGCCCACCGGCUUGGAUUAUUUGAUCAAGCAUCUUUGCCUGGUUGCAAGACACCUUUCAUGGCAGUCUCGUGGUCCCACUAGCCACAGCAGGGAAUUUACAUGUAUUACCGCAUUAAAUGGCUUUAUUAGCCAGAUCUUUAUACUGAUCCCACAGUCCGCUGUAUAUAUAUAUGUAUAGGGUACUUGACUACUAUGCCAGCGAAGAAACACGGCGUCGCGAGGCUCUGUUCAUAAUUUGCUCACUGGUUCAUUGAUACAGGCACCUCAUCGACUGAUUUCACGUCUAUUUCGGUGAAAAACAAACUCAUACCUGGAAUUGGGGUUAAGGGUCGCUCAGGGAAACAGGCGCAAUGGCCAAUGCCUCCACAGACCUGGACAACGCGGAGGCCCAACGCCAGCUCAACAACAACAACACCCGUCUGGCCGGCAGCUCGGGACACUGGGAAACUGAGGUCACCAGCUCCAAGCUGUUUGAGUGUUCCCGCAUCAAGGCCUUGGCAGAAGAGAGAGAUGCUGUCCAGAAGAAGACCUUCACUAAGUGGGUGAACUCCCACCUGGCAAGAGUGUCCUGUCGAAUCGCUGACCUCUAUAACGACCUCCGGGACGGCUACAUGCUCACCAGGCUGCUGGAGGUCCUGUCUGGGGAGAUGCUGCCAAGGCCCACGCGGGGUCGCAUGCGUAUCCACUGCCUGGAGAACGUGGACAAGGCCCUGCAGUUCCUCAAGGAGCAGAGGGUCCACCUGGAGAACGUCGGCUCUCACGACAUCGUCGACGGCAACCACCGUCUCACCCUUGGCCUCAUCUGGACCGUCAUCCUUCGCUUCCAGAUCCAGGUGAUUAAGAUUGAGUGUGACGACAACAGGGAGACGCGGUCGGCAAAGGAUGCCCUGCUCCUCUGGUGCCAGAUGAAAACUGCUGGGUACUCUGAGGUCCACAUCCAGAACUUCACCACCUGCUGGAGAGAUGGUCUCGCCUUCAACGCUCUCAUUCACCGACACAGGCCUGAUUUGAUUGAAUUCCAUAAGCUGAUCCGGUCAAAUGCCACACACAACCUCCAGCAAGCCUUCAACAUAGCUGAGCAGAACCUGGGGCUCACCAAACUCCUGGACCCUGAAGAUGUGAAUACAGAGAACCCAGAUGAGAAGUCGAUAAUAACCUAUGUUGUGUCCUACUACCAUUACUUCUCCAAGAUGAAAGCCCUUCGAGUAGAGGGCAAGAGAGUGGGAAAGGUGUUGGACAAUGCCAUUGAGGGUCAGAAGAUGAUCGAUCGAUAUGAGGCUCUGGCCUCGGAGCUCCUGGAGUGGAUCGAGAAGACCAUAGGCAUCAUCAGCAACCAGAAGUUUGCCAACUCCUUAACGGGUGUCCAGCAACAGCUUCAAGCUUUCACCACCUACUGCACCAUCGAGAAGCCCAUCAAGUUCCAGGAGAAGGGGAACCUGGAAGUGCUCCUCUUUACUAUCCAAAGCAAGCUCAGAGCUAACAACCAGAAACCAUACGUGCCUCAUGAAGGGAAACUCAUCUCUGAUAUCAACAAGGCGUGGGAGAGGCUGGAGAAGGCGGAGCACGAGAGAGGUGUGGCCCUACGUCAGGAGCUGAUUCGCCAGGAGAAGCUGGAGCUGCUGGCCCAGCGGUUUGACCACAAGACCACCAUGAGACAGGCGUGGCUCAACGAGAACCAGCGCCUCGUGUCUCAGGAUAACUUUGGCUACGACCUGCCAGCGGUGGAGGCCGCCAUGAAGAAGCACGAGGCCAUUGAGGCAGACAUCUCGUCGUACGAGGAGCGCAUCGGGGUGGUGGUGGAGCUGGCUGGGGAGAUGGAGACGGAGGGCUACUAUGACAUCCGGCGCAUCUCGGCCCGCAAGGAGAACAUCCUGGGCCAGUGGAGCCUGCUGAAGGAGCUGGUGGUGGGGAGGAAGGCCCGGUUGGAGAAGAACCUGGCUCUGCAGAAGACCUUCCAGGACAUGGUCUAUAUGAUCGACUGGAUGGAGGACAUGCAGGUCCAGCUCCUGUCCAAAGACUUCGGCAAGCAUCUGCUGGAGGUGGAUGACCUGCUGCAGAAACACAGCCUCCAGGAAGCUGACAUCACAGCGCAGGCAGAGAGGGUGCAGACCCUUAACUCAGCCGCUCUCAAAUUCACCACCAUCGAAGGCUACCAGCCCUGUGACCCCCAGGUGAUCUGCAACCGGGUCAACCAUGUCAGCACCUGCCUGGAGGAGCUCAAGCAGCUGGCGGCCAAGCGGCACUCGGAGCUGGAGGAGUCUCAGCACCUCUGGGCCUUCUUCCAGGAGGUGGAGGAGUCCGAGGCCUGGAUCCGCGAGAAGAGCUCCAUCCUGGCCACCCAGACCUGCGGCAAGGACCUGAGCAGCGUGCUGCGGCUGCUCCAGAAACACAAGACCCUGGCUGGGGAGCUGCUGGCCCACCGCUCCCUCCUCCAACAGACCAUGAAGAAGGGCAAGCAGAUCCUGAUGGAGAAGAGUUUCGGCACGGGGGGCAUCCAGGAGCGCAUCAUGGAGGUGAAAGGGGAGUGGAAGAGGCUGGAGGACCAGGCGGCGCAGAGACUGGGCCACCUGCAGGAGGCACUCCAUUUCUUCCAGUUCAGCACAGAGACGGACGACCUGCUGGCCUGGCUGCAGGACGCCUACCGCCUGGUUUCCAGCGAGGACUUUGGCCACGAUGAGUACUCCACCCAGUCACUGCUCAAGAAGCACCGGGGUGUGUGCGAGGCCGUGGACAAGCACCGGAUGCACGUGGUAACUCUGCGCAAACACAUGGUGGCGCUGCCACUGCAUUACCGGGAGCUGGACGAGGUGCAGUCGAGGAUGGGCGAGGCGGAGCAGCUGUACACCGAGGUGGCCGAGGUGGCCGUCCUGAGGCAGCAGUGGCUGCACGACGCGCUGGCCGUCUACCUCAUGUUCAGCGAGGUCAACGCCUGCGAGGUGUGGAUCGACGAGAAGGAGCAGUGGCUCAACAAGAUGGAGGUUCCAGAGAGGCUGGAGGACGUAGAGGUCAUAGCCCACAGGUUUGAGAGCCUGGACCAGGAGAUGAACAGCCUAAUGGGAAGGAUCCUGGACGUGAACCAGAUAGUGCAGCAGCUCCUGGACAGUGGUCACCCCAGCUCGACAGAGGUCAGAGGCUGUCAGGACCACCUCAACAGCAGAUGGAACCGGAUCGUGGAGAUGGUGGAGCAGAAAAAGGAUCACCUGGACUCUGUCCUCCGUCUCCAGAACUACCUGCUGGAGUGUGCUGAGAUCAAGUCUCAGAUCCAGGAGAAGCGCAAGGCCAUCGACGCCACUCAGUACGUGGGCAGUGACCUGGGCGGGAUGCUGGCCCUGCAGCGCCGACUCUCCACCAUGGAGGGGGCCCUGGCCGUGCUGGAGCCCAAGCUGCUUCACCUGCAGCAGGAGGCAGAGGAGCUGGCCAUCUCGCACCCGGCCAAGGCCAUGGAGGUCCUGGAGCACUUCGAGGGCAUCAGUGUGGAGUGGGAGGAGCUGAAGCGCACGCUGCAGGGCUGCGAGGACUCUCUGAUGGUGGCGGGGCGGCUGCAGCAGUUCAUCCAGGACCUGGACUCCUUCCUGACGUGGCUGGUGCACACACAGACGGCGGCAGCUAGCGACGAGCUGCCCAACGCGCUGGAGGAGGCCGAGAGGCUGAUCAACCGCCACGCGGCGCUGAAGGAGGAGAUCGGGAGGUACGAAGAGGACUACGAGCGGCUGCAGGCGGUCAACGAGCUGCUGGAGGCCGAGGAGGCUCCGCUGCCAUACGCAGCGCUGCAGCAGUGGCUCCAGAAGCUGGAUGUGGGCUGGAACAAGCUGCUGGAGAUGUGGGAGAGCCGGAGGGAGGUGCUGGUGCAGGCGCACAUCUUCCACCUCUUCCUGAGGGACGUCAAGCAGGCCGAGGCCUUCCUCAACAACCAGGAGUCAGCCUUGGCCCACGUUGAGCUCCCCGCCACGGUGGAGACGGUGGAGGCUGCCAUCAAGAAGCACAAGGACUUCACCACCACCAUGGAGCUCAACCUGCAUCGCAUCAAGGCUGUCAUCGAGGCCGGAGAGAGCCUCAUUAGCCAGAGCAACAUCUACUCGGACCGUAUCAGGGAGCGUGUGGACACCCUCGCCAACAGAGGCAACCAGAACCGGGAAUUGGCCCAACAGUGGCUGGAGAGGCUCAACGGCCAGUGGGGGCUCCAGAGGUUACUACAGGACUGCCACGAGCUUGGAGACUGGGUGGCAGAGAAGAUGCUCAUGGCUCGUGACACGUCCCGCGAUGAGACGCAGAAGCUGCACAAGAAGUGGCUGAAGCACCAGGCCUUCAUGGCCGAGCUGUCCCAGAACAAGGAGUGGCUGGAGAAGAUCGAGAGGGAGGGCCAGCAGUUGAUCCAGGAGAAGCCCGAGCUGAGCCCGGUGGUGCGGCGGAAGCUGGGGGAGAUCCGGGAGUGUUGGCAGGACCUGGAGAGCACCACCCAGGCCAAGGCCCGCCAGCUGUUUGAAGCCAACCGGGCCGACCUACUGGUGCAGAGCUACGUCAGCCUGGACCAUCGGCUGCACCAGCUGGAGGGACAACUGUGCUACGUGGACCAGGGUCAGGACCUGACCAGCGUCAACAAGCAGCUCAAGAAGCUCCAGCAUGCUGCCGCUAAGGGCUGCUUUACAGUUCCAUUUCAGCCUGCCAUUGUGCUUUGUGUACAGUACGCUCCAUCACCCAACCUCCAUCCAGGGACGAUGGAGUGUCAGAUGGAGGAGUGGUAUAAGGAGGUGGGGGAGCUGCAGGUGGCGGCGGCCUCCAUCCCACAGCAGGGCCAGGUCAUGGAGACGGUCGGCGAGCGCCAGGCCGCCGUGGAGACGCGCAUCGUCCGCCUCAUCGAGCCGCUCAAGGAGCGACGGCGCAUCCUUCUGGCCUCCAAGGAGGUUCACCAAGUGGGCCGUGACCUGGAGGACGAGAUACUGUGGGUGCAGGAGCGGCUGCCUGCCGCCACGUCUCAGGAGCACGGCUCCAGUCUCCAGGCUGUGCAGCACCUCAUGAAGAAAAACCAGACUCUGCAGAGGGAGCUGCAGGGCCAUCGGGCGAGGGUGGAGGACGUCCUGGAACGAGCUAAUGUCAUCGCCUCCAUCCGCAGCCCCGAGGCUGACUGUGUGCGGGCGGGCCUGGAGCAGCUCAGCGGGCUGUGGGGUCUGCUGUGGGCCGAGACAGAGAGAAGACAGCUGGUGCUGGAUGCCAUGUACCAGGCCCAGCAGUACUACUUUGACACGGCCGAGGUGGAGGCCUGGCUCAGCGAACAGGAGCUGCACAUGAUGAACGAGGAAAAGGGCAAGGAUGAGCCCAGCACCCUGCAGCUACUGAAGAAGCACCUGGUACUGGAGCAGACGAUAGAGGACUACGCUGAGACGAUAGGCCUUCUCUCCCAGCAGUGCAGACAGCUACUGGAGAUGGGACAUCCAGACAGUGAGCAGAUCAGUAAGUGUCAGUCUCAGAUGGACCGGCUGUACGUGUCUCUGAAGGACCUGGUGGAGGAGAGGAAGUCUCGUCUGGAGCAGCAGUACUGGCUCUACCAGCUCAACCAUGAGGUGGACGAGCUGGAGCAGUGGAUCGCUGAGAGGGAGGUGGUGGCCAGCUCGCCAGAACUGGGACAGGACUUUGAACACGUCACGAUCCUGCAGGAGAAGUUCACAGAGUUUGCGUCGGAGACGGGCAGUCUGGGUCAGGAGCGUGUGACGGCGGUUAACCAGAUGGUGGAUGAGCUGAUCGACUACGGCCACGCCGAGGCUGCCACCAUCGCCGAGUGGAAGGACGGCGUGAACGAGGCCUGGGCCGACCUCCUGGAGCUCAUGGAGACCCGGGCACAGAUGCUGGCCGCCUCGCACCAGCUCCACAAGUUCUUCACCGACUGCCGCGAGGUCUUGGCCCAAAUCGAUGAUAAGCAGCGGAGGCUGCCCGAGGUGCGGGCGCGCCAGGGUGGCACUGCCAACACCAGCACCCUGCAGAGGCUCAUGCACAGCUUCGAGCACGACAUCCAGCUGCUCGUCACUCAGGUGAGGCAGCUCCAGGAGAGUGCGGGUCAGCUCCGGACCAUCUACGCCGGGCAGAAGGCUGAGGCGAUUGCCGGCCGGGAACAGGAAGUGAUGCAUUGCUGGAAGGAGCUCUUGACGUCCUGUGAGGAGUGCCGAGUGCAGAUCACCACGGCAACAGACAAGCUGCGGUUCUUCGGGGUGGUGCGAGACCAGAUCAUGUGGAUGGACAGCAUCAUCUCUCAGAUCGGCACAGGGGACAAUCCAAGCAUUCCCCACAGCGAUAUAACGGGCUCUGGACUCUCUGGUCCUUUCAGGGAUGUGUCCUCAGUGGAGGUACUGAUGAACUACCACCAGAGCUUGAAGAGCGAGGUGGAGGCGCGCAGUAAGAGUGUGCUGCAGUGCAUCGAGAUGGGCAAGACGCUGCUGGCCGCACGCAACCCUGCUGCUGAGGAGAUCAAGGAGAAGCUGGAUAAGGUGGUGGCCAAGCAGUACGAGCUGUCUGAGAAAUGGGACAAACACUGGGAGGUCCUGCAGCACAUGCUGGAGGUGCACCAGUUUGCCCAGGAAGCGGUGGUGGCCGAGGCCUGGCUCACGGCCCAGGAACCCUUCAUCAAUAGCAAGGAGCUGGGUGCCAGUGUGGACGAGGUGGAGCAGCUCAUCCGCCGCCACGAGGCCUUCCGCAAGGCCGCCGCCACGUGGGAGGAGCGCUUCAGCUCACUACGACGCCUCACCACGGUGGAGAAGAUGAAAGCAGAGCAGAGUAAGCUCCCUCCCACCCCCCUGCUGGGUCGAAAGGUGUUCCUGGACCCCCAGGAGACGUCCCCUGCCCGGAGCCAGGGCUCCCCCCUAAUGAGACGGAUCAUUUACGAGCAGGUCGAGCACAGAGCUGAAAGGCCCUCCCAGGAACCCUUGCCCUCCUCCGUGGCCCGCCGCUUGGGAUCCACCGUGGCCAACUACACCCCCAUCAUGAACGGCUCCAGUGGCUACCGCAACAGCCUGGAGGCCUGGGCCAUGCCCGUGAUGGGGGGAGUGGUUGGAGGUGUAGUGGGGGUGGCAGCUGGCCUGGGAACAACCGCCAUGGAGGCCAGAGGGGUAGCAACAAAUUUAGGGACCACAACUGCCAUGGAGGUCCGAGGGGUGGCAGUAGGGUUGGGGACUGCCGCCUCGGAAGCCAGAGGGUUGGCCGUAGGAUUGGUCACCCCCGCGGUCGAGGCCAAAGGGAUAGCUGCAAGCUUGGUGACUGGUGCAGCCACGGCAGUGGAGGUGAAAGCCUCACAGUACCUCCGGCAGCCUAAGAUCAAACACAUGGACGACAUGGUGACGCCCAUGCUGGUGGCCUGUAGGCUGGAGAAGGUGAGAGAGAAGGAGGUGAGAGAGAGGGAGCAGAGAGAGAGGGAGAGAGAUAUUUUGUUAAUAGAGCCAGCGCCGGUGAUGCCGGUGAUGGCCGAGGUGGUGCUCCAGGAGAUGGGGAGGGAGGGGAUGGGCAGGGAGAGGUUGAACAGUGAGCCCAGCAGCAGAGACCACCGGGCGGGGAGCAGCCGGUCAGAGCCCCAGCAGAGAGACAGGGACAGAGACAGUAGGGACAGUAGGGACAGUCACAGGGAAGCCAGGCUGGAGCGCCAGCACUCUAGUGAGGUGCUGAUGAUUCAGGCACGGCGGGAUGAGCUGCCCCAGGAGGUGUGGCGGGAACGGGCCGAGCGCAAAGAGAGGAAGCUGGAGAGGCAGACGUCCAGCGAGCAGGAAGGCCACGGACACGAAGGCCGGAGGAAAGACCGCCACCGGACGGAGAGACAAGAGUCCAGUGAACACGACACAGCCAAAGAGCAGUCAGACAGACGUUCUACGGAGAAAAGGUCAGGCGGCCAGACCUUGUUUGACAUAGUGGAGCAGCUAAAAGACAGAGAGGCAGCAACGGCCCGAGGGGAGGUCCCUAAAGUGCCGAACGGCGUGCCAGAGAAGUCUUCCGGACGUCCAGACCGGCCGCGAGCACGGGACCGCCCCAAGCCCCGGCGGAGACCCAGGCCCAAGGACCACUCUGCAGGAGAGGCCACCACCCGGCGGUCACGCUCGGCGCCAGAGCCAGGGAUGGCCCAGAGCGUGAGCCCCUCAGUCCUCCAGCCGCCCAGCCACACUGCCCACCACGAGGGCUUCCUCUUCCGCAAGCUGGACAUCGAGACCAUGAAGAAGAGCUCUAACAGCAGAUCCUGGGUCAACCUGUACUGUGUGCUGAACAAAGGAGAGAUAGGCUUCUAUAAGGAUGCUAAGAACACCGCCACACCUUACAACAACGAGCCCAUGCUCAACCUCGGCCACUGCCACUGCGACGUCACCCUUGGAUACAAGAAGAAGAAAAACGUCUUUACACUUAAAACGAAAGACGGAAGUGAAUUUCUGUUCCAUGCAAAGGAUGAGUCACAGGAUGAUCUAAAGGCCUGGACCACCAACAUCAACAAGAGCAUCGCAGAGCAUGAGGAGAUUGCCAAAUGGGGUCAGCCCCAGCCUACUACCUCAUCCACGGACGAGGGCACGCGCCGGGACGGCAGCAAGGCCGAUAACAAGUCAGACCGGGGGGAAAGGCCGGAGAGGGCCGAGCGCUCUGAGAGGUCGGAUAAGGGUGAGACCAAAUCGGACACCAAGCGUUCAGAAAAGUCCAGCAAGAAGAAAUGAGUUUGAUGUUGUGCGCUGGGUGGGGGAAAGGGAGAGCGGUUUAAAAGACUCCCAGUCAAGACCCAUCCUUUUCACCUCGUCCACCUGCUUCAGUUCUGUUUAGUGUCAAAAAGGACAGGAACAUCACCCUGGUGAACUGACAUGAGGGAUUUGAAGCACAAAUAUCAGUGUGCCCCUCAUCGUUGCCCUCUCUCUUUAUCUCUGUUGCUCUGAGGGUGUCAGUCUUGGGCACUAACACUUAUUGCCCGGCUUGUUCCACCCUCUGGUAGUGACAUUGGUGCACUGCAGAAAGCAGAUGCUCCUAGUCAGGGCAGCAGUGUGAGAGAGAUGGACACAUGUAACAAGAGGGUUGUUAUCACUGGUGGUAUGAAGAAGUAGCUCAUAACGUUUUAAGUUUAUUUUUUUGUAAGAGAUGAGCUGUAUCUGUAUGUAACUCUUGUCUGUCUAUUUAUGUAUUGUAUGUCUAGAACAUCCAAUCUUAUACUCCCAAACAAAAGUGAAUGAAAUAUGCCUAAAUGUUUUUCACAACUGGCCUCUUUUUGGAGAACAAUUAUUUUAUGUUGUUUCCUUUUUGUAUUUCUGCUCAUUCACUUUGCCUUCAUUCUUUUCUGGGCUUUUCUCACUUUUUGGAUUUUCUUCAGCACAAAACUGUAAUGUCAUCAAACUCAUCCUAAUUGAAUUUGUACAAUUCAACAUUGAGCCAGAGGACAAAAAGAAGAGGCAGAGAACAUCAGCCUUCACAGAGCUUGUUCUGGCUUUUGGAUGGAUGAGCUGGAACCUUUACCUGGAGGCUGGCCCCCACGGCCAUACUCAUCUAUGCCUUCAUCUGGGGCCCCCAGGGACCCAGCAGCCAUAGCCACCCAGCAUCAGAGGGACAGGACUGGAAGCCAUCUGGCAAGACCUCAAGCCUCCUUCCUUCUCAAAGACCAUCAGAUGGUGGUAACCGCACUCCACAUACCCAGUCAACAUUAUUUUUGUCCAUUCAGAAAAUAUCACAAUGCUUUUUAUAGACAGUCAAAAAAAAUAGAAAUUAAGUUGUGUGUGUCUGAGCAUGUGUGUGCGGAUGUGUGUGUCUGUUCAGCUUCUCACCACUCCCAGGGUUUUCAUAGCUCAGGUUUUUUUUGUUCACAUCUGCGUCCUCAGUUCUCCCUCAGUCUUCCAGGCACUGCCGUUCCACAGGCCAGGCUUUUAACCACAGGAGUUGAAGAGGACACAGCAAGAAUCAGGGGCCACACAGAAAUUACACGGUGCCGAUUGGUCACUCCAAGGCCUCAGGAGUGCAAGUCGAUGUCAGACGGAUGUAAACAAAAGCUUCCUAUCUUCUGGAUGAAUGAAACACAUGCAUGUCUUGCUUGAGAUACAUCUCUUGUUGAUAGGCUUUGCAUAGCAGUCCGAUCAUAUGUUCCUCUCACAGUAUGUAGCUAUCAGCGACGAUGUUCACGUUUGUUCCUCUCCAUGCAUCAUACAAUAAAAUGAUCUGUUUGUCGUAGCACUGCAAAGCCAUAUUUGGUAACGGGAAGUCUUACAUUAUGGAAGCUAGUGGACAAAUCUUUUGCCUGUUCCUUACAUCAGAGAUUUGUACAGAAGUGAGGAGGGGCGAGGACGAGAUAGUACAGUGCAAAUAUCAUGAGAUCUUUCCCGAGUAGCUUUUUCUACCAUGUUUUUUAAAACACAUUUUAUGCAUCUAUACAGGCGUUGAAUGCCAAAUCAAUGCAAUCCAUAACGCAUGUUGGACACAACAAGGCAAGGAUCAGCAGAACUUAUUUUUGAAUGAACAUAACUGUCACACGGAAUGUGAAAUACAGUACAAUAUAUGACACAGGACACAGCCAGAUAGGGCGCUGUGGACAUCUGUGAGAUUCUAUGGCGAGUUCUUAGAUUCGUAUGACAUACUUUACUGAGUGGCAUACAGUACAAUUAUCAUAGUGUAGUUGGAGGAUACUAACGAUAAAGUGCUAGUUUGCUGAAGUCUUGCAUUCAGGAGUUUCACUGUGCAUUCACUACUAUCUAUUGUUUAGAGUAGACUUAUCUUGCCUGGGCAGCUCAUAUGGAGGAUGCCUCAUUCCAAAAACAAUAUGCUCAAUAAAGACGAAUUGGUUUCAAAUUGAUGGACGUAAUUGUGUUAGUUCUGAUUUAACACUCAUUUGGAUGUCUCUGAAUGGUAUCUAUGUUUGGAAAUGCUGCUUACCAUUGUACAGAUGUCACAGAUAUCCUAUUUGUAUGCCAUAGUCUCACUCGAAACAGAUUGUAUGCCGUCAAAGUAUUAUGGUGGCUUAGGGAGGUUGACCGGAAUGUGAAUAGAGAAUUUAUGCAACUUAUCCCUUGCACUUAAACAUUCCCCCAUUGCGCAGUGCUAUUGAGGAGCAGUGGAGCUUGAGGGUCCAAGAGGGAAAUGUUUUUAUUUGCUUACUGGAGAAUGAGUUUUGAAUUAUCUUCAUGAAUGAACAUUAAGUACACCAGCCGGAAAAGUAUGAGAGUAUCAUGCUCAACCAUGAUGUGAGAUAUUUCACAUGGCAGUUUUUCAUGCUCGUCUUGCUUGUUACACAUUACUAACAGCUGGAAUUCCAGCCACAGUGCAUGAAAGUACGAGUUUCACAAAUCUCUCACGUCCUAACAACCAAACAUGCCUAUACAAUAUUUCAUCCAUUUAGUCAUGCUAAGGUUUCAUUCAGUAGUUAUCUGUUUAAAUGACCAGUGGUCAUUUUCCAAAUGUGGGCCGGCAAGUCUGUUGGCUUGGCCAAGGCCCGAUCCAUGUUAUCUUUUCUGUUUCACAGAGGGUCAUUUGAGUUUAUAGACUUUCAAAUGACAAACCAGCGGAAUGUUGUUAAUACCUAGAAAGCACAAUUUUAUAACCUACAGUUGAUAUACACACAAGCAUUCAGUUGUUACAGGGAGACUUGUGAAAGGAAUCCCAUUAUUGAUACAAUGCAUCUGUAUUAGCCGUGCAGUCAUGAUUUUUCAGGUGUGUGUGAAGUGCGUUAAGUCCUGGAGUGCUUCCUUCAUGAAAGCAGUACCACCUCAAAGGUUACAAAUCAAUAGUCUUUGGCCAUUAUUUUAUUUCAGGGAAUAAUAAUUACAUUUCAGUUUUCAUCCCAGAUGUUCCACUGCUGUUUGUGGACAAGUCAAUGCUCAACACCUACCAUUCAUUUCCUGACCUUUGACCCUAGAGCACCACUGGUUUUUAGGGAACUACUGAAUGGACGUUUUUGCAAAGUUCAACAGCUUGAUGACCUGUACAAAAUGUAAUUGCUUAAAGUAUUUUCUGUAAAAAAAAGAAUGACAUUUUCUUCUGUUCUGCUGUGAAAGGGAGGUUUUUAAACAAAUGUAAAUAUUCAUGGGGAAAAUGGUUCAUUGGUACAACAUCAACAGAAAACAUCACAAUAUCAGGACAAAGAAGUUGCAUGAAUAACAUAGUCCCUAUUAUGAUACUGCUCUGCAUGUUUUGAAGUCUCAUUCUGCCAAUCACUGUACAAUAAUGGGGUGACACACUUGCUUACACGGAAAAGGUGAAUGAAUGAAUAAUAAUGUAUAAAACAGAUCCAACUUAAAACCA
This is a messenger RNA of Oncorhynchus mykiss (rainbow trout), 12318 nucleotides long. The record is from RefSeq and is a predicted model, not a curated record. NCBI's taxonomy places the organism in Eukaryota, Metazoa, Chordata, Actinopteri, Salmoniformes, Salmonidae.